CUCUCAUUGGCCAUUUCAGCCAAAACUAUCGUUUGCCAGUCCCGCUGUCAGGCUCUCAUAUUUGACAUAGUCAAAGCUGCAUACUGCAUACAUCAGCCGCUUCGCAACUAUGCCAGACACAGAUCACCUGCAUGCUUGAUCCCGCCCGGGGACGAGGCCCGACCCGAUCCCUUCCAUCGAGAGGUGUGCGGAUAUGGCCAUCGAGAGAACAUGCUCGUAAAAGCGGCAGCGAGCCGUGGCUUUUCGUCGUCGUGCGGUGAAUGAGCGUCGAGCUGAUGCAUGGGCGGGACAGACAUGGGGGGGUCUCUGCAGCUGCAUCAUGCCGCCUGGACAACAGGCUCGCCACCGCCAGACAAAACGGUUUUUCUUAUUUCUGGCCGGUCCAGUCACGAAGCUGGAUUCGCCGCCGUUAACCUUUCGUGGCAGAGUGGGAUGGAGCCGGGCGCCCGGUCAGUGGCCUCCCUCUCACCGGGUUCUUGGGCAAUAUAUGAUAGAUCAUUACACUAUCGUAGAAGCAAUGUCAGCCACCAAGAUCCGCAGCCUGAUCAGAUGACGCAAACACCUCGUAUGAGGGCGGCUCUGGCAUCGUGUGCCCUCAAUUCCGCUGCUCCUUUGCGGCUGCCGCAUCUCUUGUGCUCCCCCAGUCCUCCGAGUAACACCCGUGGUUUCGAUGGUACCGAUUUCGGGCAAUUGUCACGUCUGCCCUGGUUGCUGUGCCUUGUGUAUCACUCUGGAACGGCCUUUGCUACACAGGCUCAUCGCUCGGACGCCGCACUUCAUUGGGCAAUCUAUCUCUUUCUCGUAUACCGAGGUUCCCGUCCGCAGGGGUGGACCGUCAGACCCUCCAAGGCAGCCAGCCUACUUACGAACAACUGCAGUCCAAUGCCCAUAACCUAA
Messenger RNA from Ilyonectria robusta, 897 nucleotides. RefSeq lists its product as uncharacterized. NCBI's taxonomy places the organism in Eukaryota, Fungi, Ascomycota, Sordariomycetes, Hypocreales, Nectriaceae. The record is from RefSeq and is a predicted model, not a curated record. Bases 280 to 897 code for a protein of 205 amino acids. The transcript has a single exon.